CCAAAAGGAGAGGAAAACAAAAUGCCUGCUAUGGCAAUGGAAGAGAAAGAAAAUGGAAGUAGUAGAAAUGUGGAGGAAAAUCCUGAAUACUCUCUGAGACAUAGCUUAAAAACAACUAUUUUGGAUGUUUCUAAUAUUCUUCCUAAAAUAAAACCUUUUUAUACAAGUGAUGAAAAAGGCCUUUUUAUAACAGAAAGAAAACUUGGAAAAGACUCUGGAUUUAAUGAUGAUGUUCCCAGGGACUUUCUUAACCACAGUAAUAAUGUAGGAGAAACAGAAGUUGAAAAUCCUUUUGCAAAUGCUCAGCAGUCAUGUAGCAGGCCGAAAGGAAAUCUUGAUGAAGACCUAAAACAAGAUCUGGAAAGAUUUAAGAGUAAGGUAGGGAUGCUGCAAAUAGCAUUCCGGACUUUGGAGAAAGAGAAGGCACAGCUCCAAAAAGAGGUUGGGAAGGAAAAAAGUUUCAAAACAGAGGCGGUGACAAAACAGGAAGAUGUUGAUAAAUUAAUUACACCACCAGGCAACAUUCCUAAUAAGCAAAUGAAGCAAGAGCUUACUCUAAGGAAUAAUGAUGGUUCGGAAAUGGAGAAUGAAAAUGUUGUAGAGGAAAAAGACAAAAAGAAUUUUUCUUCUGAGGAGAAACCAGGAUUGAUUAAAAUGUCAACGAAAAGGUAA
Molecule: messenger RNA, 672 nt
Organism: Cuculus canorus (common cuckoo)
Lineage: Eukaryota; Metazoa; Chordata; Aves; Cuculiformes; Cuculidae
Exons: 2
Coding region: 22-672 (216 amino acids)
Source: RefSeq, a predicted model, not a curated record